AUGCUGAGCCGGGGAGCAGGGCGCCUCGUUGCGAGACCGGGCGCGGCGCUGCGGCGCCGGCCGCGCGCGAGAUCGAUGGUGGUGGACGGCGAGAACUGGGCGUCGAAGCGCGAGACGACGCCGUGGGCCGAGCGCAACAAGGGACCGAUCCUCGAGGUGCUGCGUGGGCUCUUUGGCAAGGCCAGCGACGCGAACGGCUGCGUCCUCGAGCUCGCCUGCGGCACGGGGCAGCACGGGGCGUACUUCGCGCGGGAGCUUCCGCACGCCACGUUCUUCCCCACGGACGUCACGGGCGAGCGCUUCGAGAGCGUGGCCGCGUGGGCCGAGACCACGCCCAACAUGCGGCCCCCGCAGCUCCUCGACGCCAGCGCAGCGCCGGCCCUGUGGCCGCGCGCGCCGGCGCCGCGCUCGGGCUUCGAGGGCGUUCUCGUGAUCAACAUGACGCACAUCGCGCCCUGGGAGGCCACCGUCGGCCUCGCGAACGGCGCCGGGACCGUCUUGUCCCCGGGGGGAUUCGUGGCCAUGUACGGGCCGUUCAAGGUCGACGGCGCGUGCACGACCGCCUCGAACGCCGAGUUCGACCGCAACCUGAGGGCGCGGAACCCGGCGUGGGGGUACCGGGACGUCGCGGACGUGCGGGCCGCCAUGGAGAGUGCUGGCUUGUACCUGGAGCGGGGCCCGAUCGAGAUGCCGGCCAACAACUUCAUGCUCGUGUUCCGGAGGCGGCAGGCGGGCAGCACGGAGCGGGUGAUCGCGAUGGCGGCGUCCGGGGCGCCCGUCGUCGACUCGGCAGUGCACCUGUGGGCGCCCAAGGAACAGAGCGACAAGUACCCGUACGCGGGCUCGCUGAUCGGGUCGUCCGCGAAGGCGAACGAGCCCCCGAUGCCGGGCCACGCCGACCUUCUCAUCCAGGAGAUGGACGCGGCGGGCGUGGACAAGGCGCUCGUCGUGCAGCCGGGCAACCACCUGUACGACCACAGCUACGUCACGGACAUGCUACGCGCGCACCCGGACCGCUUCGUCGGCAGCCUGCUCGCGGAUCCCACCCCUGGCGGGGGCGGUGCGGCGGAGGUGAAGCGACUCGUGCAGGAGGAGGGCUACCGCGCGGUCCGCUUCAACCCGUACCUGUGGCCCGAGGGCGAGAAGAUGGACAACGAGGUCGGGCGCGCCAUGUACCGCGCGGCGGGGGAGUUGGGCGUGCCAGUCGGACACAUGCCGUUCAAGGGGCUCACGGGCCACAUGCCGGAGAUCGAGGCGCUCAUCGCGGACUGUCCGGACACGCGCGUCAUCAUCGACCACUUCGGAUUCUGCCCCUGCGGGGACCCUUCCAGCCAGGAGUGGAGGUCGCUGCUGUCGCUCGCCAAGCGGCCCGCGGUGCACGUGAAGCUGUCGGCGUUCUUCCGGGUGUCGGCGCAGGACUUCCCCUACAUGGACACGCGGCCGAUGAUCCGCCUCAUCCUCGACAGCUUCGGCCCCGACAAGUGCCUGUUCGGCACGGACUGGCCGUGGGUGUCGGAGAAGUGCGGGUACCAGAAGGCCUGGCAGGUGAUUGCCGCGGGGGACGAAAUCGAGGGACAGCCGCUCCUGCGGAGGGGGGAGUGGGAGGCCAUCACGCAAAAUACCCCCAAGAAGCUCUUCGGGCUCUGA
This is a messenger RNA of Pedinophyceae sp. YPF-701, 1647 nucleotides long. NCBI's taxonomy places the organism in Eukaryota, Viridiplantae, Chlorophyta, Pedinophyceae. The record is from the annotation of a GenBank genome assembly.